AUGUAUGUUGCAACCACUGAAAAAAAUGCUCAAGAAGGACAUCCUUGGAAACUAAAUUUUGACGAAGCUUCAAAUGCUAUAGGUAAUAAAAUCGAGGCAAUCCUGGUAUUCCUAAAUGGAGAUCAUUAUCCCUUUACUAGUAAAUUGCAUUUUGAUUGUAUGAACAAUAUGGCAAAAUACGAAGCAUGCAUCAUGGGUAUCCAUGCAGCCAUAGAACACAAGAUCAAAGUACUAGAGGUAUAUGUGGAUUCUACACUAGUGAUCUAUCACCUCAAAGGUGAAUGGGAGGCGAGAGACCCCAAACUGAUCAACUAUCAUAGGUUGGUUCUUGAGUUAAUUGAGGAGUUUGUUGACAUCACUUUCUGCUACCUCUCACGAAAUGAAAAUCAGAUGGCUAACGUGCUGGCUACUUUAGCUUCCAUGAUCAAAAUGAACAAACAAGAAGAUGUAAAACCUAUCCAGAUGAGUAUUUUUGAGGCUUCGACUCAUUGUUACAACAUCAAAGAAGAAGAAAAGGAUAAUCACUCUUGGUACCAUGAUAUACUGUGA
Messenger RNA from Gossypium arboreum, 549 nucleotides. RefSeq lists its product as uncharacterized. Bases 1 to 549 code for a protein of 182 amino acids. Lineage: Eukaryota; Viridiplantae; Streptophyta; Magnoliopsida; Malvales; Malvaceae. The transcript has a single exon. The record is from RefSeq and is a predicted model, not a curated record. Gene Ontology annotation, molecular function: RNA-DNA hybrid ribonuclease activity; nucleic acid binding.